AUUCUCAUGGGAGUUAGUAACUAUUGUGUGCCCAUGGGCACACCAUAGAAAAUUCGAUUAAAUAAAAUAAAACAUUUCACUUCUCUCCGUGUUGAUUCAGUUGUAGUUUUAUCAACACAUAGUCACCGACACAUUUGACUCCUAGUUGUGCAAAGCUCAACACAAACCAGUAGAUCUGAUCUGGGUAUUACAAGGGUGUUUUGAUCAAAAUGUCUCGGCGAAGUGGUUCGAGUGGUACAUGGGUGAGGAGCUGUUUGGUUGUGUUUGCCACUGUUUCUGCUCUCUGUGUUUGUGGGCCUGCUCUUUAUUCCAAGUUCAAGAAAGAUAGUCUCUCUUUUAGAGGACCUGCUUCUGCUUGUCCUGUUUGUGAUUGUCAUUGCCCUCCUCCUCUCUCUCUCCUCAAGAUUGCUCCUGGUCUGGUUAAUCUAUCUGUUCCAGAUUGUGGGAAGAAUGAUCCUGAACUAAAUGAAGAGAUGCAGAAACAAUUUGUUGACCUUCUAACUGAGGAGUUGAAGCUACAAGAACUUGUUGGUGAGGAGAACAUGCACCAUAUGAAUAUUACAUUUGGAGAGGCACGAAGGCUCGCUUCACAGUAUCAAAAGGAAGCUGAGAAGUGCAACACUGCCACAGAAACCUGCGAGCAGGCCCGGGAGCGGUCACAGGCACUGCUAACAAAAGAGAAGAAAGUGACUUCUAUGUGGGAAAAACGAGCUCGUCAACUUGGCUGGGAAUGAAAUCAGUUCUCAAGCUUAUGCAGUCUUGGUACUUUUCCCCACAUCGUUUUCUUAUCGUUGAAGAUGAAGUUUUAUCACGCUAUAGUCAAAUUAUUAGGUGAGCAAAAACGCUCAAAGAUGUGUAGCCUUGUAUCAACUAGUAUACCUCUGUUCCGUUUUCUUGAUUUUGGCCCGCUUUUAUGCUACGAUAUACAUGACAUUUUAAUAUGAUCUAUAUAUAUUCAAUAUAUUCUUGAAA
Molecule: messenger RNA, 972 nt
Organism: Daucus carota subsp. sativus
Lineage: Eukaryota; Viridiplantae; Streptophyta; Magnoliopsida; Apiales; Apiaceae
Exons: 3
Coding region: 210-734 (174 amino acids)
Source: RefSeq, a predicted model, not a curated record